This is a messenger RNA of Dromaius novaehollandiae (emu), 742 nucleotides long. RefSeq names its product dispanin subfamily A member 2b-like. The record is from RefSeq and is a predicted model, not a curated record. Gene Ontology annotation, cellular component: plasma membrane. The transcript is spliced from 2 exons. Gene Ontology annotation, biological process: response to interferon-beta; response to interferon-alpha; negative regulation of viral genome replication. NCBI's taxonomy places the organism in Eukaryota, Metazoa, Chordata, Aves, Casuariiformes, Dromaiidae. Bases 75 to 488 code for a protein of 137 amino acids.
GGGCGGCGGCGGCUCCUCCCGCCCGCUGGGCUGCGGCGGCGGCGGCGGCGGCGGGGCGGCAGUCGCGGCGCGGCAUGGACGGGGGCCGCUGCCUGGGGCCGGCGCUGCCGCUCUACGAGCCGCUCAAGGAGGGUCCCGACAUGGAGGCGCUGCCGCGGGGCGCCGCCGUGGUGCAGGUGGCGCCGGCCGAGCCGCCCCCCCGCGACCACCUCGCCUGGUCGCUCUGCAGCAGCCUCUACGUGAACUUCUGCUGCCUCGGCUUCCUGGCCCUCGUCUUCUCCGUCAAGUCCAGGGACCGCAAAGUGCUGGGCGACUACAGCGGGGCCCUCAGCUACGGCUCCACCGCCAAGUGCCUCAACAUCACCGCCCUGCUGCUCAGCAUCCUGCUCCUCGUCCUCGUCGGCAUCCUGCUGGCCACGGGCACCAUCGCCGUGGCGAGCUGGGUCCACCGCGAGCAGGACGGCUACGGCUUCCCCGGCCGCGGCUAGCCGCCCGCUCGCCCGGCGUCCUCCCGCCUCGCCCGAGGGCCCCGAGGAGCGGCGGCAUCAUCGCGGCGCGAAGUCUGCUUUUCCGCUUGCAGCUUGGCUGUGGGGUUGUCUUUUUUUUUGGGGGGGGGGGGGGUGGCUGGGGGUGACUUUUGCGGUUUGUUCUGUAGUCGCGCCGAGCGCCGGCGAGAUGAGGCCCGAGGAGCAGAAGCGCCCCGCGGAAAAGACGCCGCGCCAAUAAAAGUUGCCUCCCCGUU